ACCGCUGUUUCAGAGGCCGGUUUUCAGCUAAAAGAGAGCUUUUUGUUGAAUGAAUAUACAAAAAUUAAAGAUCCAAUUUUUGAAUAGGGAUCACUCAGUUUCGUGGCAAUUUCUAUAUAUACCAGUUUUAGAAUCUAGUUUUCUGGUAUUCUUGUUGGGUUUUCACUUUUCUGUCAGCAGCAGCUACUUUUUAAAGAUGAUGAUCAAUUUCCAAGGACUGGCAAAGCUAAAAGCUUCUCAGGUCAUAUUUGAAGAUGCAUUUGUGGCUAGUGAUCCUGGCACCCUUGAGCAACUGAAAGAAUUAAGUUGUAGAAGGAGAUCUAUUGAGUUUAUUAACAAGAACAGCUGUGUCACAGAGGCUAUUGCAAGGGAAAUGUCUGGGGGGUUGACCUCUCGCUAUGAGCAGAACAUAAAAAAUGUGGAACAGUAUUUGCCGCUGCUGGAAAACUUAAUUGGCUGUGUUGAUUUGAUGAAAGGACACCCUCGUGUAGUUGGCUGGGUUUCAGACCUCAAGAUAACAUGGUGUAGUCCUCUUAUUUCAUCAUCUUUCUUUAAUAAUAGAAGCCCAAAGUUGUAUCAGAUUAAUGAUUUGAGAUUUGAGCUUGGGAUGGCUCUUUUUCUUUAUGGUGCAUUGCUCCAAGAUUUGGCCAGAGAAGUUCUAUGCACAGAUCUCGUGCAAUCUACUUCUCUCUUCAGAAAAGCUGCAGGAGUUUAUCAUCAUAUAGCUCAUGAAGUUCUUCCCAAUUUGCAGCAUAAUUUGCCUCCAGAACGGCCACCAGAGGCUUUGACGACUGUGUCUGCUGUUUUCAGCCUUAUUUGCUUGGCUGAGGCCCAGGCUGUUGCUGCAAUGAAAGCAGAGCAAAAAGGGACUACUGGAGGGCUUUUAGCAAAGCUGCAUUAUGGUGUUAGUGAAUUUCUUGAAAAAGCUCUUUGUAAUAUGCAGGUGGCAAUCAAGAACUGCAAAGAUAUUUCGUCGCACUUUAUGGAUUACAUUUCAAGCUGCAAAACCCUGCACGAGUUGGAGAGUUACAAGUAUCUCGCACAAAGUCUGAAGAAUGAUGGCCAAACUGGAGCUGCCAUUGGAGUCCUUCACUUUGCAUUGAAAAGUAAACAAAAACAUAAGCCAAAAGAGGAGUCAUGGAGAUCAGUUUACAACCAGAUAAUUGAUAGCAUGACUGCAUUGCUCCAAAAGUAUGAACGUGAAAACGAGGUUGUGUGGCAUCAAAAGAUCCCGGCACCUCAUCAGUUACCCUCACCUGAAGGUGUAAAAAUUGUUAGCUGCAUACCUUAUCAACCCCAGAAGUGGGAGAGAAGUCUAGUUUUCAAAAUUUGAGAUGUCAAGAAACCUGUACAGAUGUGAUUUUGCCUUCCAGGAAAGCAUAGCUAAUUAAAGCAGUUUUUGUGGACUUAAGAACAUACAUACAUACAUACGAAAAAUCGAAGAAAACCUGUUAUUAAUGUUACAUGUAAGAAGUUGGCAAUCUUCUCAAUAAAUAAUUACAAUUAUUGGGUAAUUA
Ipomoea nil (Japanese morning glory) is the source of this 1517-nucleotide messenger RNA. Its product is annotated as vacuolar protein-sorting protein BRO1. Lineage: Eukaryota; Viridiplantae; Streptophyta; Magnoliopsida; Solanales; Convolvulaceae. The record is from RefSeq and is a predicted model, not a curated record. Bases 50 to 1333 code for a protein of 427 amino acids. The transcript has 6 exons.